Messenger RNA from Scatophagus argus, 6619 nucleotides. RefSeq names its product period circadian clock 1b (gene per1b). The coding region runs from base 1052 to 5359 and encodes 1435 amino acids. Gene Ontology annotation, molecular function: transcription cis-regulatory region binding; transcription corepressor binding. Lineage: Eukaryota; Metazoa; Chordata; Actinopteri; Scatophagidae. The record is from RefSeq and is a predicted model, not a curated record. Gene Ontology annotation, biological process: negative regulation of transcription by RNA polymerase II; entrainment of circadian clock by photoperiod; circadian regulation of gene expression. The transcript has 20 exons. Gene Ontology annotation, cellular component: cytoplasm; nucleus.
AAAACACACAUAGGUAGAUAUGAUUUGUAAUAUAUUUACAUUAGUUUGCAAUAAUGUAAUAAAUUAAUAUACUAUUACGUAAUUCCUAAUUCUCCUACUAAGUCAUGUGGCCAUGGUGCGAAGAGAUAGGCUGCUUUUUUUUCCCGACCCAACUCAUGCAAAGCUCGUGUCUCUUUGUCUCAUAAACGUACAUUAUGGCCAAUGCUCAAUCUUUCAUGAAUACUGGUCGUGAAUCAGCUCCCGCGUCUACUCGUCGUAAAAGACAACCGUCGAGGCGGCGCUGAGACCAGUGUUCUGGCAGACUUUCUAUCAGGCAGACACCCUUGUCGCAGACAGUCCAGCCUCUGCCCGACGCGCUCUCUCAUUGGUCCAGCGAGCGGACCAAUCGGCAUCCAGCGAGGCUUGCGGAAAAUACCGCCGCGGACACGUGCCGUAUGUACACAGCGGAAAGCAAAACGGUACAUGUCUGCUGUGCAUGCACUGUUACACGCUGGACAUGUCGAGCAGUGUGCAUUUCUAAUACGGAUGAUCAAGACCGGUGAAGACACUGAAACGCCAUCUCAGGUGGCCUUUAGCAUGUAGAGCAACACAUCUCCAAAGAGGCGAGAAGACCAGAUACAGACUGAAGAGAGCUGUUUUUCUCACUCUCCCUCACAAUCUCUCAUCCCAUCUGUUGGGGCACUUAUGCCAAGGCUGUUUCAUAAGCAGAAAAUCAUCUCGUCUGCUUCAAAUUGAGUGACACUUUUUCCCAAGUUAAUUGCUGUCUUCUUUGAAAAGGCAGCUGUUGCUUUUUGGUCAUUCACAACAUUUUUACAGUCAAAAUCUGCAGUCUUUGAAACUCUCAUAGAAGGGCUCACAGCCCAGACCUUUUAGACCUGACAUUUUCUUUGCAGGACAAACAAUGAAUUUCUCCCCUUAGUUCUUUUAACAACCAGCCAACAGCUAUGAUUCACCUGUUCGUACAUAGUAGUCCCACUUAAAUUAAAGUUGUUCUUGUUUUCACCUUGGCUGACACCUUAAUCAAGCUGCACCAGCCUCAUCCUACUCUAGUAUGAGUUAUGACAACCCUAAAAUAACGCCCAGCAACUGCACUCGGGGGCGAGUGGCAAGGGCCAAUGACAAAGACAAUGACACAGAAGCGGAGACAGAAGGGUUAAACUCUCCGAAAACCAGUGGCACUCAGCCCACUGGCGAUGUUGCCUCUCAGCAGCAGGGGAGUGGAUCUGGAUGCUCCUCUUCUCCCAGUGGAGGGUCAGGAUGUGGAAGGUCUUCCGGAGACCGAAGGAGGCCCAACUCCGAUGAUAUGGAUGGAGUCUCCAGCGGGAACGACUCUGGCGAGAGGGAAAGUGAGGGCGGGAUGGAGAGAGAGAGCGGGUCACAUGGACGCCAGUCUACACGCAGCUCUCACAGCUCGUCUAACGGCAAGGAUUCUGGCAUGAUGCUGGAAACCACAGAGAGCAACAAGAGCUCCAACUCCCAGAGUCUCUCCCCUCCCAGCGGCUCACUGGCAUACAGCCUGUUGUCAACCAGCUCGGAGCAAGACCCCCCAUCCACCUCUGGCUGCAGUAGUGACCAGUCAGCGAGGGUCCAGACCCAGAAAGAGCUCAUGAAGGCAAUCAAGGAGCUGAAGUUGCGUUUACCGACGGAGCGCAAGACCAAGGGCCACUCCAGCACCCUAAAUGCACUAAAAUAUGCACUACAGUGUGUCAAACAAGUCAGAGCCAACAAAGAGUACUACCAUCAGUGGAGUGUAGAGGAGUGUCAUGGCUGCAGCCUGGACUUGUCUGCCUUCACAAUUGAGGAGCUUGACAACAUCACCUCAGAAUACACUCUCAAAAACACUGACACUUUUUCGAUGGCCGUAUCUUUCUUGUCAGGGAAAGUUGUGUAUGUAUCACCCCAAGGCUCAUCCCUGCUGCGCUGCAAGCCGGACUGUCUCCAAGGGACUGUUUUUUCCGAGCUUUUGGCCCCACAGGACGUCAGCACUUUCUACAGCAGUACGGCACCCUGCCGCCUGCCACCCUGGGCCUCCUGCAUCGGGUCUGCAUCUUCUCCAGUCGACUGUACUCAGGAGAAGUCCAUGUUCUGUCGGAUCAGUGCCGACCGGACACAAGGUGGCAAGAUGCACUACUACCCCUUUCGCCUCACACCCUACCAGCUGACCAUCAGAGACUCGGAUGCUGCUGAGCCACAACCCUGCUGCCUGCUCAUCGCAGAGCGGGUCCACUCUGGAUACGAGGCUCCUCGUAUCCCUCCAGACAAGAGGAUCUUCACCACCAGUCACACUCCCAGCUGUCUCUUCCAAGAAGUCGAUGAGAGAGCAGUACCAUUGUUGGGCUACCUGCCUCAGGACUUGGUGGGAACCCCCACCCUGCUCUACAUCCACCCUGAGGACAGGCCCAUGAUGGUGGCCAUACAUGAGAAGAUCUUUCAGUUUGCAGGACAGCCAUUUGAAUAUUCACCCCUGAGAAUGUGCGCCCGAAGUGGGGAAUAUCUGACCAUCGACACCAGUUGGUCUUCCUUUGUCAAUCCCUGGAGCCGCAAAGUGGCAUUCAUUGUCGGGCGUCACAAAGUCAGAACGAGCCCACUCAAUGAAGACGUGUUCACAGUGCCGCAGGACUGCGAGAGCCGGGUCACCACACCCGACGUCGUCCAGCUGAGCGAGCAGAUCCACCGGAUUCUGGUACAGCCAGUGCACAAUGGCGGCUCUCAAGGCUACAGCUCAUUCGGGUCAAGUGGCUCGCGAGGCUCCCGCCAUUCGCACCAACAGCACCUCAGUGCCUCUGCCACCUCAUCGAGUGACAGUAAUGGCCCCGCUAUGGAUGAGGCUGCUGCUGCAGUGGCUUUGCACAAACCGAUGACUUUCCAGCAGAUCUGCAAAGAUGUUCACAUGGUCAAGACUAACGGACAGCAGGUGUUUAUCGAGUCUCGCAAUAGGCCACCGCCCAGGAAAAACAUGAGCACAGGCCCAACAAACAUCAGAGCCGUCGCUGGUGACCCAAUCAGAAGUUUGAUCACUGAUGUGACCAAACUACCCAAAGCUUUGGUCCCUGCACCACUUGUACAGAAGGAGGCCCCUACUGGCUACUCCUACCAGCAGAUCAACUGUCUGGACAGCAUCAUAAGGUAUUUGGACAGCUGUAACAUCCCUAAUACGGUCAAAAGGAAGUGUGGCUCCUCCUCCUGCACCUCCACAUCCGAUGAGGACAAACAGCAGGAGGCCAGUGGCAACAACAAAGUAAGCCUCGUAGGUGAACCACCUUCUCUACCCCCUCUGACCAUGGCCACAAAGGCAGAGAGUGUAGCCUCAGUCACGUCCCAGUGUAGCUUCAGCAGCACCAUCGUGCAUGUGGGAGACAAGAAGCCUCCGGAAUCAGACAUCGUCAUGGAGGAGGCUCCUACAACUCCCACACUCGCUCCUCCAACAACCACCCCACCUCGUCCCGCCAGUGGCCCAACACCUCCUGCCAGCACACCCAUCACCCCUCCUCCCCUUCCUCCUCCUCAAGCCACUCCGCCAGAGAGGGACAGCCGGAGAAGUGGAAGUGUAGGAGGAGGUGGGGGAGGCCGUAUGGGCCUGACAAAGGAGGUGUUAUCUGCCCACACCCAGCAGGAGGAGCAGGCGUUCCUUGACCGCUUCAAGGACCUCAGCAAGCUGCGCGUUUUCGAUCAGACAGCGUCUUCGACUCUGCGCUGCCAAACCCCAGCUGCCAACCCACUGUCACGAGGGGUGCGUUGUUCUCGCGAUUACCCAGCUGUGGGAAGCAGUACCAGUCACAGACGUGGACGUGGCGGUAAGAGACUCAAGCACCAGGAGUCAUCUGACCAGCACAGCUCUCUUGGCCCGAGCGGGAGCCACCGUGACCCCAGAACUAGCACAGCUCCCAUGCCCCUCAACAUGCCCCUUGGACCCCAAACAAACUCAUCCUCGUGGCCAUCCGUAGGCUCCCAGGCCGGCAUUCCCACUGCCCCUUUCGCGCCUGGCAUGCUUCCAGUCUACCCUGUGUACCCACCACUUGCACAGCCCUUUGCACAGCCAGUCUCCGAUCCAUCACGUUUCCCCCAAACGCAGAUGGUGCCUCCCAUGAUGGCCUUUGUUCUGCCCAACUACAUGUUUCCUCAGAUAGGAGCACCCAUCCCUCAGCCAGGCGCGACCCCCGGACACUUGUAUAAUCCUAACUUCACGUACCCUCCCAGCACCAUAGCCUCUGCCCCACCUGUCAUUUCCAACCCCAUACCCAUUUCAGCCACCUGCGCUCCCUCUCGUAGCAGCACCCCCCAGUCCUACAGUCAGACCCCUGCUGAGCGUGAGGGUGCAGAGUCCCCCCUCUUCCAGUCCCGAUGCUCCUCACCUCUGAACCUGUUGCAGCUGGAGGAAUCACCAAGCAACAGGUUAGAGGUCACCACGGCUCUGGCAGCAUCACAGCAAGCCACACCUUCUGUACAAUGCGGUGCGCCUGGGGGACAGAGCUCAGCCAAUCAGGGGGGCUCUGAUGAUACCUCCAAAGAGAAUGAGAACGGUGAAACUAAUGAGUCCAACCAAGAUGCCAUGUCCACCUCCAGUGACCUGCUGGACUUGUUGCUGCAAGAAGACUCCCGUUCAGGGACUGGUUCAGCUGCCUCUGGUUCAGGGUCCUCAGGCACGAGGUCCUCUGGUUCAGGCUCCGGCUCCAACGGCUGCAGCUCCUCUGGCACCAGUGGCACCAGCGGCAGCCACACCAGCAAGUACUUUGGCAGCAUCGACUCAUCAGAGAACGAUCAUUCACGUAAACAGCCAGCAGGGGGAAGCAGUAGCACCGGAGGAGACGGCGGUGAGGAGCAAUUUAUCAAGUGUGUCCUGCAGGACCCCAUCUGGCUGCUGAUGGCCAACACUGACGACAAGGUCAUGAUGACGUAUCAGCUGCCUGUCAGGGAUAUGGAGACUGUGCUGCGAGAGGAUCGUGAGGCCCUGAGGAGUAUGCAAAAACACCAGCCACGUUUUACCGAGGAGCAGAAGAGGGAGCUGAGCCAGGUGCAUCCCUGGAUCCGCACAGGCCGCCUGCCUCGAGCAAUCAACAUCUCUGGCUGUGCAGGCUGCAAGUCUCCCCCGUUUGUGCCUCCCACUGCUCCGUUCGACGUGGAGAUCCAUGAGAUGGAGCUGUGCAAUGUGCUGAAAGCUCAUGAGGAAGACGCCAGCAAGGGGAAGAAAAACCUUUCAGAGACUCUCAUGGAUGAAGCUCACGCAGAGGAUGAGGAUGAUGAUGAAGAAGAGGUAGAGGAAAAAGGAACCAAAACAGAAGACAGCAACCAAGACAUGCCAGCAGAGGAGCAGAGAGAGACCUCAGAAGCUGUGAAAGAAAAGUCUCACAUGACCCACUAAGAAGGUGGCCAAAGAUGACCUUUCUACACUGAUAUGCAGAAAUCCCUUCCAGGACUUUCUGUGCCCAAAACAUCAUUACACGGGGUGUAAAGUUGUUAAAAUUGGGAUUUGCCAGGACAUUACGGUGCAUGUUGAUCAAGGCAACUUCCAUUUAUUGUCUGACAGGCCAGGCAGGAUACUUGGCCAAGUUAAUUCUUCAUCGAGUCUGACUUUCGAUCACAGCACAGCAGGCACGUUGUACGACUGCCUUUGAAACCACAGUACAUGCACACUCGGUUUUAGAAAGUGAAGUAGUACUUUAAUCCUGACUUGUUCUUGUAGUUUUUGGCAUAUUUAUUUAACUUGUAAGAUAAUGGGAGAGAACUAAGGUGAAUGUGUAACAAAAACAAGCCUUUACAUAAAGAUGGAUGUUGUUCACCACAGUGUCCUCCUUGAUGUUUUCAUCUCUCCUGUUCAGGGUUCAACCCUCGAGGAAAGAAGGGAGUUUAAUGUGACUUUUCUUCUUGGUGAAUGUUUCCUAGGUUGUCUGGGACCCUGCCCCCACCUAGAUCCCGUUUCUCUCAGAAAGUCAUUGUUUUUUAAAUGUAAAAAGUUUAUCCCAAAUGAAGAAAAAGCGACUUUCACCCAAUAGAUAAAAUGUACAGUGAGAACCAGGUUUAUUUUGUAAACAUUGUGUAUAUUUUUAUACUUUCAGUCCACAGCAGAUACAUAGAGGAUAUAUGCCCAAAGGUGUCUGUAAUGUAAAAAGGGUAUGUGAAAAAUCAAGGAUUGAAAUCUUAUCUUAUGUUUUCUCAUGACACAGCGAUCUAGUUACUUUGCUUGAGUGACGUACAGCUUAUAGUGGGGCAACGUGGCAGUCGCCAAGAGGUUGACCUGGACUUUUAAAGUUUUCUUUGGCUGGGCAUUAGUUCUCACAAACAUCACAGAAAGUAUUUCCAAACUGCCAGCACCUUAAGGAGUUGUGAGGCCUUCUAAUUUGGCUCCUACACCUUCAGUGGAGGGAGAGGUUUUGUGUUGCCAGUGCUUGCUCGAAACGUUAAGUGGAUUUGAAAGAGGUGGACGCAACUCAUAAAAAGUCUUGAGAGCUUGGAGAGUGUUUACUAUCUUGUUUUCCUCUCUGUCCCUUUCUCUUUCUCUGUGGCACUGUUCUGGUCAUGUGAUAUCCUAUGCUUUAUGGCGUAAGUGGUGUCUGCAACAGUUUCUUAAUAUUUUUGUGAAAUUCUUUGUACAAAAAAAGACAAUAAAACUACUUGAAAAGCC